Penicillium malachiteum is the source of this 1014-nucleotide messenger RNA. RefSeq names its product inositol phosphorylceramide synthase regulatory subunit KEI1. Gene Ontology annotation, biological process: inositol phosphoceramide metabolic process. NCBI's taxonomy places the organism in Eukaryota, Fungi, Ascomycota, Eurotiomycetes, Eurotiales, Aspergillaceae. Bases 1 to 1014 code for a protein of 337 amino acids. Gene Ontology annotation, cellular component: inositol phosphoceramide synthase complex; Golgi membrane. Gene Ontology annotation, molecular function: inositol phosphoceramide synthase regulator activity. The record is from RefSeq and is a predicted model, not a curated record. The transcript has 3 exons.
AUGGGGCUCGCCCGUUUAUUCCGCAUUCCGCGGCCAGAGCUGAUUCAGACCGUCACUCUUCAGUCUUUUCUCUAUCUUAUGAGCCUCGAGACCGGUGCUUCCCUGAUUACAUUAUCGCUUCUCUUGAAUAAGAUCAGUGGUCUCUAUGGCCUCCUUGCCUUGUUGACCGGUUACCACCUCUCACCGGUACAACUAUCUAUGUACCUGUAUUCUCUCAUCGCCCUCGCUCUCGCCGCCAUUCUCUUCCCACACAUCCGAAAACAAUCUCCCCUCGAGUGUCUCGCGCUUGCUUGGCUAUACCUCAUCGACAGCUUGAUCAAUGCCGCCUAUACCGCCGCCUUUGGUGUGACCUGGUUCCUGGUCGUGUCGCAGGGUUACGACGGUGGCAAGGCCUCAGGACCAGGUAGCGAAACGAUGGCACAGACCGCCGGCUUUACCAGCCCCAAGUACGAUGCCGCUUACGUCGAGAUUCAGCCUACAAAGGAUGGAAACAAAUUUGUCCCCCACCCACCUCGCGGUACCGAUCACCUCAGCAACGUUGUCGCUCAACCCGAGAGCUUCCAGAGCAUCGUCUUCAUUUCGCUCCUCUGGGCCAUGCGAGUCUACUUCGUCCUGGUCAUGCUUGCCUUCGCUCGUGAGACCCUGCGCAUCUGGGUCGCCAUUCCCGACACACUCAACUUCCCACUCACAGUCGCAAUCCCCGAAGGUCAGGGCUGGAAGGGCAAACUGGGUCGCAUCAUGGUUGGAAUCGGUCACAGUUACUGGCUCGGCGAAGAGGAGGAAGGCAACUGGCUGGGUAACCUUGGCCAGAAGUUCCGUAGUCGUUCCCAGAACACCGCCAACGAGCUGCCGGGUCCCUUGGAGCGGGAGCGAAGACGCCGGUCGGGCACAGGACCUCCUCAACCAUCUCAGUCGAUUAUCCGCUCCGGUAUCAUUCAACAAUCUAUUCCUGAACAUCCGCCAAUCAACACCGGAAUGAACGUCAAAAUGCAGGACUGGCCUGAAUCUCGCUAA